UCACGCUACAGCCUGCACGCUGCACUGUAGUCAUGACUUCAUGCACACGGCACAUGCCUUCGGCCGUCCUUCGCCUUCAGGCUUCACAGAAUCACGCUUCAGGCUUCACUCUUCAGCAAUUCUCACUUCUCAGUACUCAGACUCAGUAGACAGUAGGCCUAAGGGCUCUAAGUCUCUAACCCACGCCAGUACGCCACGGCUCUCGAGCCUCCACUCUCAAGCUCUCACCCCUCGGCCUCUCCUGAGUCUCCUCAGUCCUCAUCUCUGACCUCUCAACUCUCAACUCUCACUCUCUCAAAUCUCAUUCUCUCCUCUCCUCUCCUCUGGAUCUGGUGCGCUGCAACGUGUCGAACGGCCCCGACUUGUCCUCUCCUGAGUCUCCUCUCCUCUCCUCUGGUGUGCUGCUACCUGCCGAACCUGCCGGUGCUGUGAGUUGCUCGAGUCGUCGCCUCCAGGUCUCCUCCAGGCUCCACGGACCAGUGACCACAGGUCCACAACGACUGUCAGUUACUAUAUCAGCUCCAGAGGUGAGUUGCAGGGGUGAGUCAAGAUUUUUUAAUUUUUUAGGGUCUCUAUAUGACUCUAUCUAUUAGACUGUCACUGCCUUACUUAUUGUUACUGAUUUAUUGGCUUGUUGGCUGUUGGGUUUCAUGGAUGAUGCCAUGAUGGAUUUGUGAUGAAUAAAUAGAUUUGUGAUGAAUAAAUAGUACAUAAAUAAAUAGUAGAUAAAUAAAAUAAACUAAAAAAACAAGAAGGAUCCUACCAUGUUCAGAAGCUAAGUAGAAUGAAAAUCAAGUAAUAAUAAAAGAAAUUUUUAUAAUAAUGCUUUUUGUGUUUCCUCUACAGAAAAUAAAAAAAUAAUUUGUUGUCACACACACGCACACCCAAUAACAGAUUUGUGUUUAUUGUUUAAAUAUUUCAUUAUUUUGUUUAUAUUAUUAUUUUUCGGAGUCUUAACUAUUUUUCUUUAUUAGGGAAUUAGUUUGGUGCGAAAGCCCAAGACACCCAGCAUAUCCAAAAAAUUAUUCUUUGUUAGGGAUAAUACAAAUUGCAAAGAAUGGAUACCAUAAACUUGGAUUUUGAUGAUGAGUGUAAUAUUACUCCAUCUUCAGAUAAAUCUGAAAAGAACAAUUCUUCUAUCAAUGAUGGCACUAACAAAAAGAGACAACGUAGAAAGACAUCAGCUGCUUGGGAUGAAUUCUAUUUGUUACCUAUAGAUGUUGAUGGAAAACAGAAGGCAAAAUGUAAAAAAUGUGGGGCUGAAUAUGUUGCUAAUGCUUCAACCCAUGGGACGGCAAAUUUGAGACGCCAUAUUAAUAAUUGUCCAUUACGUGAUAACUAUGAUGUGAAGCAGAUGCACAUGGAUUACGGAACCAAACUUCAUGCGAAAAAAAUUGAGCAAGAUGUUUAUCGUGAGAAGAUGGCAAUUGCUGUAAUAAAACAUUGUUAUCCUUUUUCAUGGGUUGAGCAUGAAGGAAAUCGAGAUGUGCAUAAAUAUUUUAAUCCUGAUGUUAAACCAAUUGCUAGGAACACUACUAAAGCUGAUAUAUUGAAAAUACAUAAAAGGGAGAAGGAGAAACUUAAACUUACACUACAGAGUGCUUUUGGUAGAGUGUGUUUGACUUCUGAUUGUUGGUCUUCUCCUACAACUGAAGGAUAUUUAUGCAUUACAGUUCAUUUUGUGGAUGAAAAUUGGGUAUUGCAUAGUAAGAUUAUUAACUUUUCUCACAUGCCACCCCCACAUUCAGGAGUUGCUUUGUCAGAAAAAACAUUUAGUGUAUUGAAGGAAUGGGGUAUUGAUAGGAAGAUAUUUUCCAUCACAUUGGAUAAUGCAACUGCUAAUGAUAGUAUGCAAGAUAUUCUUUCAAGUCAAUUGUCUUUGCAAGCACCUUUAGUAAGUGGCGGUGAAUAUUUUCAUGUAAGGUGUUGUGCUCAUAUUUUAAAUCUUAUUGUUCAAGAAGGUUUAAAAGUGAUUGAACGUGUUGUGUAUAACAUUAGAGAAAGUGUCAAGUACAUUAAGGGUUCAGAAGGAAGAAAACUUAAGUUUGAAGAGUGCAUUAAACGAGUUGGUAUACUUGCUUCAAUCAGUUUGCGCUUGGAUGUACCAACUAGGUGGAAUUCAACUUUCAUGAUGAUAGAAAGUGCACUCAUAUAUCGACGGGCUUUAAUUCAUUAUGCUUUACUUGAUGCAAAUUAUAAGUAUUGUCCAUCAAAUGAAGAGUGGAAUAGAGCUGAGGUCAUUUGUAAUUUCUUGAAGCCAUUUUACGACAUGACAAAACUCUUCUCGGGUUUGGAUUAUCCUACAUCUAAUUUGUAUUUUUCAAAUAUAUGGAAAAUUCAAUUGCAUUUACUUGAAACAAUGGAACAUCCUGACUCCAUUGUUAAUGGUAUGGCUGCAAAAAUGAAAGAAAAGUUCGAUAAAUAUUGGAAGUGUUAUAGUGUUGUUUUGGCAUUUGCAAUUGUUCUUGAUCCUCGUUACAAGCUUCAAUUUGUCGAGUUUUGCUACUCAAAGAUUGAUUCAUCCACUUCUCGGCAAAAGUUAAAUCUCCUUCGUCAAAAGUUGUACUCUCUAUUCCAAGAUUAUGCAAACAAAUCAAAAAAUUCUUUGGAAUCUACUGCUCCAUCUACUGGGGGUACUGGUGGUAGUGACAAUCUCAUUAGAGAUGAGCUUUCGGUAACUUCAUUUAUAUUUUCUAAUUUUUCAUUUCUUAUUUUAUAUAUUAUUUUUAGCUGUUAUAUUUAUAUUGUUUGUUUUUCUAUUCUAAUAUAUGACAGGAAUUUGAAUUUUAUGAAAGCCAAUAUUGUGCUACUACAGAAAAAUCUCAAUUAGAUUUAUAUUUGGAAGAGCCUAGGCUAAAUCGUGUGGAACAUGCUGAAAUGGAUAUAUUGCGGUAUUGGAAAGAUAAUCGAUUUCGAUAUCCUGAUUUAUCUCUUAUGGCGCGUGAUGUACUUAUUAUUCCUAUCACAAGCGUUGCAUCAGAAUCUGCAUUCAGCAUUGGAGCCCAGGUUCUUAACAAAUAUCGAAGAUCACUUUUGCCUGAAAAUGCAGGAGCAUUGAUAACAACUCGAAAUUGGUUGUUUGGUUACGCAAUGGACCCAAGUGAAGAAAGAGAAGAAGCUGAACAAUUAGAAGUCAAAUUUGAAAAUCUUUUGAUUAAUGAUUUGGGAGAAGUUUCGACAAACAAUCAUGGCUAAUUAAGUUUUUUUAUUAUCUUUUAAAAAUUGUAAUCUUGUGAAUUUUUAUGGAACUCAUUUAAAUUUGGUUUUGUUUCUAAAUAUUUAACUGUUAUAUUUUUUAAGAUUAUGUUUUGAUUGUGGGACUUGAAUAUUUGAUUCAUGUGUUAUGCAUAAUGCAUGAAUUAAAAAAAUAUGAAUGAUGAAUGAACUUAUUAAAUAUUUUA
This is a messenger RNA of Malania oleifera, 3401 nucleotides long. Its product is annotated as zinc finger BED domain-containing protein RICESLEEPER 2-like. The record is from RefSeq and is a predicted model, not a curated record. Bases 1058 to 2830 code for a protein of 590 amino acids. The transcript has 2 exons. NCBI's taxonomy places the organism in Eukaryota, Viridiplantae, Streptophyta, Magnoliopsida, Santalales, Ximeniaceae. Gene Ontology annotation, molecular function: DNA binding.